UAGUCAACAAGAUGGCGGCCUCACGUGUGGAAGAAGAAGCUGCCGCCGCAGAAAGUGAUUGUGGCUCUGAACAAAGCUCAGGUCUUCCAGAUGACAGCUUUUCUUCUGGGGUUGAGGAAUUCGAAGGCGAUGAGGAGGAUGCGUCUGCAGUCUUGGAUGACAAAGAUGAAACUGCAGCUGAGUCCAAAGAUGCAGCAAACCCUGGCUGGGCUGAUGCCAUGGCGAAAGUGCUUAACAAAACAGUUCCCAAGAGUAAACGUACCAUCUUGGUUAAGAACAAAGCACGAGACAAGGAACGAGAGAGAGAGAAACAAGAAAGGUUGGAGAAGAGGAGGCAGCUUGAUAAAAAGCGGGAGUGGGAAGCGAUGUGCAGAGUGAAGCCAGAUGUUGUCAAAGACAGAGAAACAGAGAGAAACCUUCAGAGAAUUGCCACGAGGGGAGUAGUCCAGUUAUUUAAUGCUGUCCGGAAGCACCAAAGAAAUGUUGAAGAGAAGGCAAAAGAGGCAGGGACUUCCGACAGAAAACGGGCCAAAUUGAUAUCAUCUGUUUCAAAGAGAGACUUUAUUAAUGUACUGAGAGGGAUGGAAGGAACAGAAGUGGAGCAAAACACCAUUAGGAAGUCCUUGAAAAGCAAACAGGGUGACGCUAAAUCUGAAGAGGGGCCAGCAUGGAGUAUAUUGCGAGACAACUUCAUGAUGGGAGCCUCAAUGAAAGACUGGGACAAGAAAAGUGAUGGGGAAGACAACAAUGUUCAAGAUGGGGAAAUCAAACAGGAGAGCAGAAGUGACUCGGACUGAUGAAAUUGAAAGCAUGUAUAUUUUGGUUAAAUGGAGUUUUUGUUCAUCCAGGCAGCCUUAUUAUACAAAAGCAAAGACUUGUUAAAGGUUGAAGAAAAACUGUUUUUAACAAAACAUUGUCUAACAAUCUUGAAAUCCAAUGGUAUUUCCGCACUAAUUAAUGCUUAAUUGUUUAUAGAUUUCGAAAACAUUUUGUACAGUCCAGACUGACUCCUUCCCAAUCAGAAAGGGGAGGAUUUUGCCAAGUUCAUUAUAAGUUUAAACGCAGCUUAAUGUUGUUGUGCUCACUUUUCCAUUUUGAGUUUAGUAACUUGGUUAGAUUUUGAUAAGUUUAUACAAUAAAUAUUGGAAUACCAGAAACAUGUAUGAAAUUAGCCAUCUCUUACAGACAUUUGAUCUUUUUUGGCUUUUCUUGUAAUACAGUAACCAUUAAUGUGACAGGUUUUUUGGGUCUCUUUAAGUGAUGAGACAACCAUGAAGAAGGAAAGCUGGGAUACUGAGACAUGUCAUAUCUUUUUUGUAUGUACAUGAGGGUGGAGGGACAUAAGACUGGGACAGUUUGAAAAAAAGUUCCAGUAGAAAAGGUUUUCACAUAGAAAUUGCAGGUGUUAAAUAUUUUAUAUUCAGAGGAGAAAAAGAAAACAACAGAUUUAUGGAAUCAGGUUUAGGAAACAGUAACAGUUUAUGGUGGCUAUAUAUGUCAGAGAGGUUAUACAGUCCAGUAAGACUGAGAAUGUAAGAGAAAUAGAUUCACUUACAGAAAUAUUUGGGUAGAAAUAGUGUGCCCCAAAGGAAGCUUAACUCUGGGAGUUUGUUAUCGCCCACCAGAUCAAAGGUCAGAGAAUAAUUUAAA
Messenger RNA from Gekko japonicus, 1650 nucleotides. It is a transcript of the gene RRP15, whose product is annotated as ribosomal RNA processing 15 homolog. The transcript has 5 exons. The record is from RefSeq and is a predicted model, not a curated record. NCBI's taxonomy places the organism in Eukaryota, Metazoa, Chordata, Lepidosauria, Squamata, Gekkonidae. Gene Ontology annotation, cellular component: preribosome, large subunit precursor. Gene Ontology annotation, biological process: maturation of 5.8S rRNA; maturation of LSU-rRNA. Bases 12 to 797 code for a protein of 261 amino acids.